Phragmites australis (common reed) is the source of this 1760-nucleotide messenger RNA. RefSeq lists its product as uncharacterized. Lineage: Eukaryota; Viridiplantae; Streptophyta; Magnoliopsida; Poales; Poaceae. The transcript has 7 exons. Gene Ontology annotation, molecular function: phosphoprotein phosphatase activity. Bases 198 to 1520 code for a protein of 440 amino acids. The record is from RefSeq and is a predicted model, not a curated record.
CUCCUGCUCCGGCUGCACCUCCGGCUCCGCCUCCCCGCACCAGUUUCCUCCCCCCUCCCCUCCCCUCGCCUCCCCUCUCCUCUCCUCUCUCCUCCUCAGUUCGAGAGAGAGAGAGAGAGAGAGCUACCUGCAACCUCGAGUAUCAUUUUGUGUAUGUGCAGAGAGUUUUGAUUUUCUGAACGAGAGCACUGGUCAAGAUGCCAGCACUGAGGAUGAAGAGGAUGUUUGAUGAUGAUGGUUUUGGGAAUGAGUUCAACACCAAGGCCGUGAAAUCCAUGAAAAUUUCGCAUUUUCAUGUCGGUGAGUUGGAGCAGUCAGCUGUGUUGAACUCAUCUGAUAAAUAUCCUCAGGAUGAGCCUGAUCCGACAAUUCAGCUUGCUGGCCAGGAUAUUAGGGCAACAGAAGCUGCUGGCUUGCAUGAUUUGCUUGGAGGAACGUCCAUUGCUGUUCUCAAGGAUUUAACAUCUGAAGUGGGAGUUUCACCAAAUUCCGAGGUUGAUUCCUUCGCUAAUGGCACCAAAUCUCAGUUAAAUGUAGUAAAUUAUGUUGACAAAGAGUUUGCAGAUGAGGAUGUAAAUUCUUCAGCACACAAUUUUUAUGCUGUUAAUGAUCAUGAAGCAAGCUGGGGUUCAAAUCAGGGUUGCAGCCUGCUGGACAUUUAUGGUCCAGAUGAUGCUUUCUCUUUCUUAUUUGAUAACCCACCUGAUCUUCUGCCUAGUUAUACUGGACUAUGCGACGAAUUUGUACCCAUUGAUGCAUUGAUAAACAUGAGUGGCAGAUGUGGAGUAUUCCCACUUAUGGAGAGUGCCACAGUAGCGAGUAAUGUUAAUAAGCAAUGCUCAUCUGAGGUUGAUAUGUGCUUUAGUAACCCUGAGGUGUUAGAGUGGCUUAAUCCACAUCUAUCCGAGGAGGAUUUACCAGAUCUUAUUGAUUAUGCUGUGUUGAAUUCAAAAGCUGCUUCUGUAUCAAAAGAGCAAGGGACCAGGAAGGUCACUCUUGUACUUGAUUUAGACGAAACCCUUGUUCAUUCGACUAUGGAGCACUGUGAUGAUGCUGAUUUUACUUUUCCUGUGUUCUUUAAUAUGAAAGAGCAUGUGGUAUAUGUGAAAAAGAGACCACAUGUCCACAUGUUCCUCGAAAAGAUGGCUGAGAUGUUUGAGGUAGUGAUAUUCACAGCCAGUCAAAGUGUUUAUGCAGACCAGUUGCUUGACAUGCUGGAUCCAGAGAAAAAACUUUUCACCAAGCGUUAUUUCCGGGAAUCAUGCGUAUUCACAGAGAGCAGCUACACAAAAGAUCUGAAUGUUGUCGGAGUUGACCUCGCAAAGGUUGCCAUAAUUGACAACACUCCACAGGUUUUCCAGUUGCAAGUGAAUAAUGGUAUACCAAUAGAGAGUUGGUAUAAUGACCCCUCGGACGAGGCGUUACCUCAGUUGAUCCCUUUCCUGGAGACCCUUGCUGUUGCGGAUGAUGUCCGACCAAUCAUUGCCAAGAAGUUCGGCAACAGAAUAGAUGGUUGCUGAAGUUUUUGAAUUAAGUGUUAGGAUAUUCUUGUUUACUCACAUAGCGGAACAAGAACUUGCAUGAUGUGUUGACAGGACUAGUUUGGACUUGAUUCUCCUUACAGAAAAUUGGUUUCAUAGGAUUAAGAAUUUGGUGCGGGGCUAUUUCUUAGAAUUGUAAAUAUCCUCAAUUUUGCUAUGCGAUCUUGUACAUAGAAUGCUGUCGGAAAUGAAAGACUGAAAGUGAACCUCCUUGCAUAA